AUGGGAUCUCUUGGCAUUCACACCUCCCCUCUCCCCAAGCCGUUUGAGGAAUCGAUCAUAGAUUUUGGUGUCCAACUUUCUGGCAUUGAUAUCGAAAAUCUAAAUGACAAAUCCUUCAGUAUCCUUCGUUCGGCUCUUUACCGUCACAAUGUUAUGUUGAUCAAGAACCAACAUGGCCUCUCUCCACAAGCUCAGUUUGAGCUGACCCGGCGCUUUGAUCCCGAGGCCAGCGUCUACAGCCAUGGAAAGGGGCUUGACAAACGAAGUGUUCUUCACAAAGAUUUGACCAUUGUUCCGACACAGCCGCAGGUCCAAAUUAUUGGACACGGCUCAGUGGAGUUCUUCGAGGGCUUACGAAACCUGAAACUUACACCCUCACCACCGAUCCUUUCAUAA
Molecule: messenger RNA, 396 nt
Organism: Fusarium keratoplasticum
Lineage: Eukaryota; Fungi; Ascomycota; Sordariomycetes; Hypocreales; Nectriaceae
Product: Alpha-ketoglutarate dependent xanthine dioxygenase
Exons: 2
Coding region: 1-396 (131 amino acids)
Source: RefSeq, a predicted model, not a curated record